Molecule: messenger RNA, 1422 nt
Organism: Aspergillus melleus
Lineage: Eukaryota; Fungi; Ascomycota; Eurotiomycetes; Eurotiales; Aspergillaceae
Product: questin oxidase family protein
Exons: 4
Coding region: 1-1422 (473 amino acids)
Molecular function (GO): oxidoreductase activity
Source: RefSeq, a predicted model, not a curated record
AUGGCGCUCGAAUUAGCCUCCACCUCUGAAUUCCGCUUCGAUCCCGAGCGAACGCCUGGCCUGCGCCACGCCAAAAACCUCACGGACGAGUCUACGCGCGAGCUGGAACGAGUCCUCGAGGAGAACCACUCCAACCACCACAUCUUCACCACGACGGAGGAUCACAAGGGGGUCUACUUCCACAACCACAUCGCCCACCAUGACAUCACGAUCUGGGCCCUCGGCGCCAAUCCCUCGACCAUCCGAUCCCAGCAUGACCGGAACAGCCUCUACCAGCGACAGGCCAUGGUAAUCCAGGACUCUGUGGUGAAGGACAUGGCCGACCCGGCCGUGUACAAGCGGUGUCUGGGCCGCGAGGAGAACUUUCUGAAUUACUGUCGGUUCUUCGAGGACGAGAUCAAUCGGAUUGGAUACCAGGCUGUGCUGCAGAAGUAUCUGGUUGAUGGAUCGGAGAUUGCCGAUGAUAUGCUGUGUCGGAUUUACAUGGGUUACGUCCACGGCAUCAUCCACAUCGGCAUGGCGCUGGAAUUCAAACAAGCUCGACUCCUGGCGGAGGGAUUUGCUCAGGCCGCCGUGCACCACGACUGGUGGUAUACCGAGUACCUGACGCAGUCUGAGGAACUAGCCAAGAAGGAGGAGGAGCCGGCAUUGCCUCUCAGCGACCUGAUCGACCUGGCGCGCCAGGACGACACCAUACGCAACUGCUCCACCCUGUACUACCACUUGCAGAAGCGCAAAAUCACCGGCGAGAUGUGUUUGGAUCUCGAGCCGGCGCGAGACGGGGUGCUCAAAAACGCAGGACCGGAGUUGCGGCGUGUGGCGGCGAGAUAUCGAGUCGAUCCGAAUGACUUGGAGCGGGCGACGGCGGAGUUGCAGAACACUGCUGUCUAUCUAACCGCCGGCGCACAGCGCCCACCGCACAUCUGCGCCUUCGACUUCUUCCUCCUGCACAGCGUCACCUCCAGCAUCGGACACACCAUGUUCCUAGCUGAACCCUCCCUCAGCAACGCCCAAAAGGCUCGUCUGCUUGAAUACACCGGCCGGGUCUACCUCCUCUCCUACGCGGGACAAGGCAGCCCUGAGCCACGACUCGACUGGCUGGCGUCGCACCCGUCCCGGCUGCCCAAUCAAGGAUGGGACGAGGUGUUCGACCGCGCCUGCUACCACGAAGACGACGGCCACAUGUGCAAGCUGAUCCGGUGCAUGGCGCACGCGGAGGAGACCUCGCGGCCGUACGACCAUCUACCGGAGUUCCGGGUGAAGCAGGGGCUUUUCCUAACGGCGGGGAUUGCGGCGAUUGAUUCGGGUACGGAUAAGCCCAUGGAUGGAACGAAGCAUUUUGAUUUUAUUCGUGGGUCGGGGUUCAAGGAAGCGUGGGAGAGGUUUCCGUUGCGAACUGGGGGGUUGGUGAAUAAGUUGUAG